Molecule: messenger RNA, 3992 nt
Organism: Phacochoerus africanus (Common warthog)
Lineage: Eukaryota; Metazoa; Chordata; Mammalia; Artiodactyla; Suidae
Gene: GZF1
Product: GDNF inducible zinc finger protein 1
Exons: 6
Coding region: 263-2422 (719 amino acids)
Biological process (GO): regulation of immune system process; negative regulation of transcription by RNA polymerase II; regulation of cytokine production
Molecular function (GO): protein binding
Source: RefSeq, a predicted model, not a curated record
CCGUCCAUCUGUCCCCUGGCCUGGUCCUCGGAAGCGCUGGGUCUGCGGCGGCCGGGCGGGCGGUGGGUGAGCAGCCUGGGGGGGGCAGGAGGCUGCGGCCUGGGCUCCGAGUCGGGCUCAAGGGUCACGAGUGGGCGGGAGGCCGUCAGGGAGCCGGAGGUGGUCCGGCCGGCAGCGGCGAAGAGAGGAGGCCACCUGCGGCCAUUGCCCUGCUGACAGGCGGCCACUCGGGCUGGACGGGCUGCUUCUGGGAGGAAGAAACAUGGAGAGUGGUGCAGUUCUGCUAGAAUCCAAGUCCUCACCACUGAACCUUCUGCACGAGAUGCACCAGCUCCGCCUGCUGGGUCAUCUGUGCGACGUGACGGUCAGCGUGGAGUACCAGGGUGUCCGUGAGGAGUUCAUGGCCCACAAGGCAGUGCUGGCGGCCACCAGCAAGUUUUUUAAGGAAGUUUUCCUUAACGAGAAGGCCGCAGCUGGCGCCAGGACUAACGUCUACUUAGAUGAAGUGCAGGUCGCCGAUUUUGCUUCCUUUCUUGAGUUUGUCUAUACUGCAAAGGUACAGGUGGAAGAAGAUCGCGUGCAGCGAAUGCUGGAGAUGGCUGAGAAGCUGAAAUGUUUGGACUUAUCUGAAACCUGUUUUCAGUUAAAGAAACAGAUGUUAGAGUCAGUACUUCUGGAGUUGCAGAAUUUCUCCGAGUCUCAGGAGGUUGAGGAGGGUGGUGGCUCCCAGGUUGCUGCUGCUGCUGUUGACCCCAACACUCGGGGGGCAGGUGUGGCUGGGGACCGACCUCUGGCCAGCAGCCUCCCGGGCUCCUCAGAUCCCCAGGCAGAGAGAAUCAGCAACGGCUUAUUGCCAGCUCUGCCCCCAAGGAAGUCCAGGGAGAAGCCAGACAAGAGAAAAGAGGUUGUGAAGCCCCCCUACCCCAAGAUCAGAAGGGCUAGCGGGAGGCUGGCUGGGAGGAAGGUGUUUGUCGAAAUCCCUAAAAAGAAGUACACACGCAGACUCCGGGAGCAGCAGGGCAGUGCAGCGAGCGAUGCAGGGGACUGCGGGGCACCCCAAGAGCCCAGCCCGGAUGCUGUGGGAACAGAGGGGGAGCCAAGGACAAAAGAGGAGGCCCGAGAUGCCAGUGCCAGGGAGGCAGAGGCUGCGCUGCCUGAAGCGAGGCCGGGGGAGGGGGAGGAGGACGAGGGGGCUGCAGCGGAGGAAGGGACGGCAGGGACCAGGCGGAGUGACUUCCCAUGCACCAGCUGCGGGAAGGCCUUUCUGUACGAGAAGAGCUUCCUGAAGCACAUCAGGCACCACCAUGGUGUGGCCACCGAGGUGGUUCACCGCUGCGACACCUGCGGCCAGACCUUCGCCAACCGCUGCAACCUGAGGGGCCACCAGCGCCACGUGCACAGCAGCGAGCGCCGCUUCCCGUGCGAGCUGUGUGGCAAGAAGUUCAAGAGGAAGAAGGACGUGAAGCGACACGUGGUGCAGGUACACGAGGGCGGCGGAGAGCGGCACCAGUGCCAGCAGUGCGGCAAGGGCCUGAGCUCCAAGACGGCGCUGCGGUUGCACGAGCGCACGCACACCGGCCACAGGCCCUACGGCUGCCCCGAGUGCCAGGCCGCCUUCUCGCAGCCCUCGGCGCUCAAGACACACCUGAGAAUUCACACAGGGGAGAAGCCUUUUGUCUGUGAUGAAUGUGGCGCAAGAUUCACUCAGAACCACAUGCUGAUUUACCAUAAAAGGUGUCACACAGGUGAACGGCCUUUCAUGUGUGAAACAUGUGGCAAGAGUUUCGCUUCUAAGGAGUAUCUGAAGCAUCACAACAGAAUCCAUACUGGAUCCAAACCCUUUAAAUGUGAAGUUUGUUUCAGGACUUUUGCUCAGCGGAAUUCACUUUACCAGCAUAUCAAAGUCCACACAGGGGAGCGUCCCUACUGCUGCGACCAGUGCGGCAAGCAGUUCACACAGCUCAAUGCGCUGCAGCGCCACCACCGGAUCCACACGGGGGAGAAGCCCUUCAUGUGCAACGCGUGCGGGCGGACAUUCACCGACAAGUCCACCCUCCGGAGACAUACCUCGAUCCACGACAAGACCACCCCGUGGAAGUCCUUCCUCGUCAUUGUGGAUGGCUCACCCAAAAAUGACGACGGGCACAAGACUGAACAGCCUGAUGAAGAGUACGCAACAGCCAAACUCUCUGAUAAACUGCUGUCUUUCGCAGAAAAUGGCCAUUUUCACAACCUGGCCACAGUCCAGGGCAGUGUGCCCCCCGUGCAGGAGGACAGGCUUGCAGACCCAGCCUGCAAGUCUGACGGCCCUGUGGUGUCCCAGGACACGCUGCUGGCCACCGCCAUCAGCGAGCUCAGCGAGCUGACACCCCAGGCCGACCCAGGGCCCGAGCAGCUCCACUCUCUGACCAGCAUGGAGUAGAGCUGGGCGCCUGUGAGUAUCAGCUGGACGCCAGGAGCCGAGAGAGAGAAUUGGGCCAGAAUGGCUUCCGUGGAUUUUCCUCAAUUUCCAUGCCUUGCACGUCGUCUUCAUCAAACCAUCUCCCAAGCUUCCCUGCCGUCUUGAUCUGCAUGAUCUCAGCCACUUAAUCACCGAACCAGGCAGUUACGCAACCUCACUCAGUCUGGUGUCAUCACUGUCAUCUCCAUGUCCAACUCACGCUUGCCGGUGCCUGGCUCGACUGUCUCAGGGCCUUUAGCUUCCAUCUGCGUUUGUCCCCCCGAUACUUCCAAGCUAUUUUUCCACCAACCUGAAAUAAAACUGGGACCAUUUAUGUGUUCUCAGCUGUUUGCUUCCUAUCUGAAGCAAGUCAGAUCUGCUCUGGGGACCCUGGAGUGGGGCUGAGACAGUGCCCAGCCAUCCCUCAAGCCCUGGCUGUGGGACUAAACUGAGCGCCGUACUCCACAUCCAUGUGGCUCGGCUAGCAAGAUGGUCGGGAGAUGACUUCCAAGAUGAAACGUGGCUAUUGGGUUUCACUCCUAAAAAGCUGUCCUACCAAAGACUAGCAGAAAAAUAGUAGUUUUUGCAUAGAGGUGUAAAAAAUUAAGGGGCUUUGAGAACACCUCAGUGUAGCUGUUUUAUCACAAGUAGCAAUGAGGUGGUUGUGGCAAAUCUAAACAGAAUAUUGGUAUUUUUGUUAGGUUUUUCUGAGUCAAUUUCUGUAAUUUUCAGAAAUCCAGAAUUUCUGACACCUCAGGAAUCUGACGCAGACAAGUCACUGGUGCACGCCUGUGGGGGACCCCCCAACCUGGGCGUUUGUGUGGACUUGACAGAAGGGACCAAAAGCCUUGGCACAUACAUGUCUUUGGUUCGCCUUAAGAGUGGGCUGUGGAACCGCUAACCUUGUCUUAAGUGCUCUUGGCUGCCUCCUGGCGGCCUUUUUCGCAAAGGGCACGUGCAGCAGAAGGUAAUCCCGCCGUCCUCACCCAGCCUGGGUCCAGGUCUGGCCGUGAGGGCAGGCCACCGCCGUGUGCAGGAUGCUUUGCCUCACAUGGGACCCCAGUAAACAUGUUCACUUAAAAAAGAGGAUUUUUUUGGUCACUAGUUGCUUUUUUACUUAAUGUUUUAAUUUAUUAAACUUGCUGUGAAAACACUUUCCCUAAGGAAAAGGUACUUGAUGCACAAAGUCCAGGAUGAAGACAGCUGCGUGAGAGGCCAGAAACCACCGAGGACGCAGUCUUGCCGGUGACACUCUGAGUGUGCAGGGACGGCCUCAGGGUGUGGGCGUCGACCCCAAGGCUCCACCUGCGCCCAAGGCAGUGCUGCUGACUCCUCACCUCUAGUCAUGACAGCACCUCCUACUGUGUUUACAGAACACGCAUGUCACUUGCCAGGAUGAAUGAACUGUUUCACAGAGUAAAGUCAUCUUAAUGAGAAAGAAUUUAAAUAAUAGGUUAUUUUGUUACCUGUUGGAAGAAUUUGUCUUGAAUUUUUCUUUGAAACUACAGAAAAUUGUUUAAUGCGCUAAUAAAUGUUUGUUUUAUAAAAAGUG